GCUCUUUGUGUGGGGCAGAUCGGCGCUCGCUCGGCACUGGGCGAAACUACAGCAUCAGUCGGCGGUGAAGACGAACCCCUCGGCCCCGCGGUGGACAGCUGUGGCCAAACCCGCGGCCCCGUCCCGUCUCAGCCUCUCUGCCUCCCCCGGACGGACAGACCCGGCUGCUGUGUGACUGACGCUCCGUUGCCAUGACGACCCACGUGACGCUGGAGGAUGCUCUGUCCAACGUCGACCUGCUGGAGGAGCUGCCCCUCCCCGACCAGCAGCCCUGCAUCGAGCCCCCGCCCUCCUCCAUCAUGUACCAGGCCAAUUUCGACACCAACUUCGAGGACAGAAACGCGUUUGUGACGGGGAUCGCUCGCUACAUAGAGCAGGCCACGGUGCACUCCAGCAUGAAUGAGAUGCUGGAGGAGGGUCAUGAGUACGCGGUGAUGCUUUACACCUGGAGGAGCUGUUCCAGAGCCAUUCCACAGGUAAAAUGCAACGAACAACCCAACAGAGUGGAGAUUUAUGAAAAAACAGUGGAGGUUUUAGAGCCUGAGGUGACCAAGCUGAUGAAGUUCAUGUACUUUCAACGGAAAGCGAUCGAGCGUUUCUGCAGCGAGGUCAAACGCCUGUGCCACGCCGAGAGGAGGAAGGACUUUGUUUCGGAGGCGUAUUUACUCACUCUAGGAAAAUUCAUUAAUAUGUUUGCCGUGUUGGACGAGUUAAAGAACAUGAAGUGUAGCGUGAAGAACGACCACUCCGCCUAUAAGAGAGCUGCUCAGUUCCUACGGAAAAUGGCCGACCCUCAGUCCAUCCAAGAGUCUCAGAACCUGUCCAUGUUUUUAGCGAAUCACAACAGGAUCACUCAGUGCCUGCACCAACAGUUGGAGGUGAUCCCCGGGUACGAGGAGCUUCUGGCCGACAUCGUCAACAUCUGCGUCGACUAUUACGAGAACAAAAUGUACCUGACCCCCAGCGAGAAACACAUGCUCCUGAAGGUAAUGGGCUUUGGUCUCUAUUUGAUGGACGGUAAUGUAAGCAACAUCUACAAGCUCGACGCCAAAAAGAGGAUCAACCUGAGCAAGAUUGACAAGUUUUUCAAACUUCAAGUGGUGCCGUUAUUUGGAGAUAUGCAGAUAGAACUGUCACGCUACAUCGAGACCAGCGCUCACUACGAAGAGAACAAGUCCAAGUGGACGUGUACCCAGAGCAGCGUGUCUCCUCAGUAUAACUUGUGUGAGCAGAUGGUUCAGAUCAGGGAGGACCACAUUCGCUUCAUUUCGGAGUUGGCUCGUUACAGUAACAGUGAAGUGGUGACGGGCUCCGGCCUCGACUCCCAGAAAUCCGACGAGGAGUACAGGGAGCUGUUCGACCUGGCGCUGAGGGGGCUGCAGCUGCUGUCCAAGUGGAGCACGCACGUCAUGGAAGUGUACUCGUGGAAGCUCGUCCAUCCCACAGAUAAAUUCUGUAACAAAGACUGUCCCGGGACAGCAGAGGAGUACGAGCGAGCCACGAGGUACAACUACACCAGCGAGGAGAAGUUUGCCCUGGUGGAGGUCAUCGCCAUGAUCAAGGGACUGCAGGUCCUGAUGGGGAGGAUGGAGUCCGUGUUUAACCAGGCCAUCAGAAACACCAUCUACGCCGCUCUGCAGGACUUUGCCCAAGUGACGCUGAGAGAACCACUGAGGCAGGCCGUCCGCAAGAAGAAAAACGUCUUAAUCAGUGUUCUUCAGGCGAUCCGAAAGACCGUGUGCGACUGGGAGGGAGGACGGGAGCCUCCGAACGACCCCUGCCUCAGAGGAGAGAAAGACCCUAAAGGGGGAUUUGACAUUAAAGUCCCUCGCAGAGCUGUGGGCCCCUCCAGCACACAGCUGUACAUGGUGCGCACGAUGCUGGAGUCGUUGAUCGCCGAUAAGAGCGGCUCGAAGAAGACGCUCCGCAGCAGUUUGGACGGACCCAUCGUCGUGGCGAUCGAAGACUUCCACAAACACUCCUUCUUCUACACGCACCUGCUCAACUUCAGCGAGGCCCUGCAGCAGUGCUGUGAUCUGUCUCAGCUCUGGUUCAGAGAGUUCUUCUUGGAGCUGACCAUGGGCCGUAGGAUCCAGUUCCCCAUCGAGAUGUCCAUGCCCUGGAUCCUCACAGACCACAUCCUGGAGACAAAGGAGCCGUCGAUGAUGGAAUAUGUGCUGUACCCACUCGACUUGUAUAAUGACAGUGGAUACUACGCUCUCACCAAAUUCAAGAAACAGUUCCUGUACGAUGAGAUUGAAGCUGAGGUCAACCUGUGUUUUGAUCAGUUCGUGUACAAACUCGCCGAUCAGAUAUUCGCGUACUACAAAGCGAUGGCUGGAAGCGUGCUCUUAGACAAACGCUUCAGAGCAGAGUGUAAAAACUACGGCGUAAUAAUCCCGUAUCCUCCUUCAAACCGGUACGAGACGCUGCUGAAACAGAGACACGUGCAGUUGCUGGGUCGGUCGAUUGAUUUAAACCGACUGAUCACACAAAGAAUCUCUGCGGCGAUGUACAAGUCUCUGGAUCACGCCAUCAGCCGCUUCGAGAGCGAAGACCUCACCUCCAUCGUGGAAUUGGAAUGGCUGUUGGAGAUAAACCGUCUGACUCACCGGCUGCUGUCCAAACACAUGACUCUGGACAGUUUUGACGCCAUGUUUCGUGAAGCUAACCACAACGUGUCGGCUCCUUAUGGAAGAAUCACGCUGCACGUCUUCUGGGAGCUCAACUUUGAUUUCCUCCCAAACUACUGUUACAAUGGGUCCACAAACCGCUUUGUGCGCACAGCCAUUCCUUUCACACAGGAGCCUCAACGGGACAAGCCAGCCAACGUGCAGCCUUAUUACCUUUAUGGUUCAAAGCCUCUGAACAUUGCCUACUCCCACAUAUACAGCUCGUACAGAAACUUCGUGGGUCCGCCUCAUUUUAAGACCAUCUGCCGUCUCCUUGGUUACCAGGGCAUCGCCGUGGUGAUGGAGGAGCUGCUCAAAAUCGUCAAAAGCCUGUUGCAAGGGACCAUUCUGCAGUAUGUAAAAACCCUGAUAGAAGUUAUGCCCAAAAUCUGCCGCUUGCCUCGUCAUGAGUACGGCUCCCCAGGUAUUCUUGAGUUCUUCCAUCACCAGCUCAAAGACAUCAUCGAGUACGCGGAGCUGAAGACGGACGUGUUCCAGAGUCUGAGGGAGGUGGGGAACGCCAUCCUCUUCUGUCUGCUCAUCGAACAGGCUCUGUCCCAGGAGGAGGUGUGUGAUCUUUUACACGCCGCUCCGUUCCAAAACAUUCUGCCACGAGUUUACAUCAAAGAGGGAGAGCGGCUGGAGGUGAGGAUGAAGAGGCUGGAGGCGAAGUACGCUCCUCUUCAUCUCGUGCCUCUGAUUGAGCGACUGGGCACUCCACAGCAAAUCGCGAUCGCCCGAGAGGGAGACCUGCUGACCAAAGAGCGUCUGUGCUGCGGCCUGUCCAUGUUCGAGGUCAUUUUAACCCGGAUCCGCAGUUUCCUCCAGGACGGCGUGUGGCGCGGCCCCCCUCCCACCAACGGAGUGAUGCACGUGGACGAGUGCAUGGAGUUCCACCGUCUGUGGAGCGCGAUGCAGUUUGUGUACUGCAUCCCUGUGGGCACACACGAGUUUACAGCAGAACAGUGCUUUGGGGACGGGCUGAACUGGGCCGGAUGUGCCAUCAUUGUACUUUUGGGACAACAGCGCCGCUUCGACCUCUUUGACUUCUGCUACCAUCUGCUCAAAGUCCAAAGACAAGAUGGAAAAGAUGAAAUUAUCAAGAAUGUUCCCUUGAAGAAGAUGGCCGACCGCAUCAGGAAGUACCAGAUCUUGAACAAUGAAAUCUUUGCCAUUCUGAACAAGUACAUGAAGGCCGUGGAGACCGACAGUUCCACCGUGGAGCAUGUGCGCUGCUUCCAGCCUCCCAUCCACCAGUCGCUCGCCACCACCUGUUGAGAAUAGACCCCGCCCCCAGUCACAUAGACCCCGCCCCCAGUCACACAGACCCUCCCGUCACGUAGACAGACCUUGCCCCCACUCACAUAGACCCCGCCCCCAGUCACACAGGCUCCGCCCCCCGUCACAUAGACCCCGCCCCCAGUCACGCAGGCUCCGCCCCCGUCACAUAGCCAGACCUUGCCCCCACUCACAUAGACCCCGCCCUCAGUCACACAGGCUCCACCCCGUCACACAGACCCUCCCCCAGUUACACAGGCUCCGCCCCCUGUUACACAGACCCUCCCCUAGUCACUCAGACCCUCCCCCGUCUCAUAGACCCCGUCACACAGACAGACCCCGCCCCCAGUCACACAGGCUCCGCCCCCGUCACACAGACCCUCCCCCAGUUACACAGGCUCCACCCCUGUCACACAGACCCUCUCCCAGUCAUGCAGGCUCCGCCCCCGUUACACAGACCCUCCCCUAGUCACUCAGACCCUCCCCCGUCUCAUAGACCCCGCCCCCAGUCACACAGACCUUUCCCAGUUACACAGACCUCGUCCCCGUCACACAGACUCCGCCCCCAGUCACACAGACCUUCCCGUAGUCACUCAGCUCCUCCCCUGUCUCACAGACCCCGCCCCCGCUCACAUAGACCCCGCCCCCAGUCACACAGACCUUUCCCAGUUACACAGACCUCGUCCCCAUCACACAGAUUACGCCCCCAGUCACACAGUCCUUCCCCUAGUCACUCAGCUCCUCCCCUGCCUCACAGACCCCGCCCCCGUCGCACAGACCUUCCCCUAGUCACUCAGCUCCUCCCCUGUCUCACAGACCCCGCCCCCAGUCACACAGACCCCGCCCCUCCCCUCACAGACACACGUCCGUCACUGUGGCCCUGAUUUCUGCCGUGUUGUUUUUGUGGAAUCGGCUCUUUUUAAUGAACUCAAACUCAAAUCGUCUCAAACUCUUCUUUUCUUCAUAAACUUCUUAAAGUUCGUGAAGCCGUUUCCUCAAAGUCAACACGAGCAGAACCUCCUCACACACGUUUUUCUUUACUUUACUCCUGAUUUUUCCAAACUCGUGCAUGCCUUUUUAUUUCCCUUCAUUUGCACAACUGUGGUCUAAACCGUGACAUACGAGAUGAUUCUACAUUUUGGACAUAGUAUUAAAUUAUAGAUAUUGUACUAAAAAGAGCCUACGAAAUGAACAAUGCAUUAACCCAUCAGCUGUUGAGUUGAACAUGGCGUCGCGCAGCUCCAGUCUCACAUUUCAUAUCCUCUUUUAGUGAAAUAAUCCACUCUUCUUCUUUGUGUUUUGCCAUGACUCUUAACUCUCCGUGCUCUGUUCCUCCUCGCUUCCUGUCAAACGAAUGAAAGUUGCGUUUCCUUUUUUACUUUCUCAACCUCCUCUGCCUUUCGUUUCCUCCACGUUUGAACUGGUCCAUUGUAAAUUUCACUGUUGAACUGAAGUGAAGUGUUGAGUGUCGUAAUCGUUCUCGUUUUUAAUUAUUAAUAUUUUUAUUUUAAACAUUUCGUAAAUUUGCAUAAUACUGACCGAAAACCUCAUCCUCGUCACUUUUCUUUUAAGAUAUUUUAUUCUGUAUAUGGAAACGGCACACGCGCAUUCAUCUGGUCCAUUGUGUCUUUUUUUCCAUCGAGAAAAGAAGUGAGAAAUGUAAUUAGCGAAUACCUCUAGGCUGUAUAAAGAUAACUCUGUACUAGAUGCUGUUUGAGUGUGAAUGGAUUCUAUUGGUCAGUGUGGCCUAAAUACUCUGCACAUAAUGGUAAAAAUCUUAAAGUGUCAGUUAUAAUUAAAGGGCAAUUUCCGAAAUAUAGUCAGUAUUUAAUUAUUUUAUUUUUUUUCUUUUAGAUUUAGCAGUGUUAUUAAAAUAUGCAAAUGUGUCCUCGUAAAAAGGAAUGAGAAGUUAACCCUUACAAAACAGCCCUGUGGUCUCUUUUUUGCUCUGUUUUGAAUGACAGUGGUUUAUUUUGUAACUCCAGUGUCUUUUUAACAUAUUUAUUCAAGUCCGUUUACUUUUAUUUGAAGAUGAAUCUAGUAAAAAUGAAGGUACGCAGGUAUCUCCUCUUGAAACUCUUGAAGCAUGGCAAGUGUAAGUUAUUGUCAUCAACGGCUCCAUUUGUGACAUGAGGCUUUGUUUAUGAUAUUGUUGUACAAGUGAAUAUGUUUUCAAGUACAAAAAAAGAUAAAAUAUAAAAUGUACAACAAUGGUCCUGGAAAGGAUACAGAAUUAUGUUGUAUUUCCAUGAAAUAAAAUGGUUUAACUGAA
Messenger RNA from Periophthalmus magnuspinnatus, 6222 nucleotides. It is a transcript of the gene cyfip2, whose product is annotated as cytoplasmic FMR1 interacting protein 2. Gene Ontology annotation, cellular component: neuron projection; synapse. The transcript has 30 exons. The coding region runs from base 192 to 3950 and encodes 1252 amino acids. NCBI's taxonomy places the organism in Eukaryota, Metazoa, Chordata, Actinopteri, Gobiiformes, Gobiidae. Gene Ontology annotation, molecular function: small GTPase binding. Gene Ontology annotation, biological process: axon guidance; cell projection assembly; apoptotic process. The record is from RefSeq and is a predicted model, not a curated record.